ACGUUGCAGCUUGCAAGUUGUUCUCCAUACUGCGUGCUUUCUUACUCAUAUUUCUGAGCCUGAGGCCCUGAGCCCAUAUAUAUAUGAUCAGAAGAAGGCAGCCGAGAAAUUAGGGUGGAUCCCAUUUUUCUUUCCGCAAUCCAACUUCAAAUUCUUUGAUCCAUCUGACGUAAAGAUCGAUGUACAUCAAGGCAUUCAUUUUGUAUCAUCUGUCGUGGAUUGCAAGUGCUGCUGCUUAUCAUCGUCAGCCUCAGAUGAUGAAUGAGAAGCAGUCGUCGUCUGUGAUAUUCCCCCUCUCCGGGAAUGUUUAUCCUGAAGGAUACUAUUAUGUUACCAUCAACAUAGGCCGACCUCCCAAACCAUACUUUCUUGAUAUAGAUACAGGCAGUGACCUUACUUGGCUCCAGUGUGAUGCCCCGUGCAAGAAAUGCACGCCGGCCCCUCACAAUCUCUACAAGCCCAACCGAAACCUUAUUACAUGUCAAGAUCCCAUAUGUACCUCGCUCCAUGGACCUGGGAAACAUCAUACUUGUCAAACACCAGAAGAACAAUGUGAUUACGAGGUUGAAUAUGCUGACCAUGGUUCAUCAUUAGGUGUGCUGGUCAAGGACUCAUUUCCUCUUAAAUUUUCCAACGGUUCUGCAGUAGCUCCACUUCUAGCAUUUGGAUGCGGGUACGAUCAAGAAGUUAUAGAUGCAAGUCAUGUACCUUACACAGACGGAGUGCUCGGCCUUGGCAUUGGCAAAUCAAGCAUUCUAGCUCAGCUGCGCGACAUGGGUCUAACACGGAACGUUGUGGGUCACUGCUUAAGUAGACAAGGAGGAGGGUAUCUUUUGUUUGGAGAUGGUUUUCUCCCCACUUCUGGGAUUGUCUGGGCGCCUAUAAUGAGUCAGUCAAAAUACUACUCGUUGGGGUCAGCAGACCUAUGGUUAGGCGGCCAAGCUGCAAAUAUUAAAGGUCUUCAAAUAGUUUUUGAUAGUGGAAGCACCUACAGUUACUUCAGCUCUCAAGCCUACAAUUAUCUAGUAUCUCUGAUGAGAGACAACUUAAACGGAAAUCAAUUAAAGGAUGCAGUUGAGGAUAGAAGCCUUCCGAUAUGCUGGAAAGGUGCAGAGCCCUUCAAGUCUAUCCGUGAUGCCGUUGGCUACUUCAAACCUUUAGUAUUGAGCUUCAAAAAUGUUGAGUUCCAAGUGCAGCCUGAGGCCUAUCUUAUUGUUACGGUACAUGGCAAUGUCUGCCUUGGCAUCUUGGACGGCGGUGAGGUUGGAUUAGGAAACCUCAAUGUGAUUGGAGACAUCUCUAUGCAAGAUAAAAUGGUGAUUUACGAUAACGAGAGACAGCAGAUUGGAUGGGCUCCAUCAAACUGCAACAGCCACCCCAAGUCACAGUGACCCACUCCAAAUCUUUUGUAUUGUUAAUUCGUCUUAUAUUUCGCAAUGCACUUUAUACAAAAUAUCAUGCGUAUAAAAUUUGCAAGAUCUGUAAUUCUAAAGAGAAAAACAAUUAUACA
Sesamum indicum (sesame) is the source of this 1510-nucleotide messenger RNA. RefSeq names its product aspartic proteinase Asp1. The record is from RefSeq and is a predicted model, not a curated record. NCBI's taxonomy places the organism in Eukaryota, Viridiplantae, Streptophyta, Magnoliopsida, Lamiales, Pedaliaceae. Gene Ontology annotation, molecular function: aspartic-type endopeptidase activity. Gene Ontology annotation, biological process: proteolysis.